AUGAGCGGAGCCCUUCCUGAGGAGUUUGAUAUCAUUGUUUGCGGUGGUGGCAGCACGGGAUGUGUGGUGGCUGGAAGAUUGGCCAAUCUGGACCACAACCUCUCCGUCCUUCUCAUUGAAGGUGGAGAGAACAAUCUCAACAAUCCAUGGGUGUUCCGCCCGGGUAUCUACCCCCGGAACAUGAAGCUGGACUCCAAGACGGCCACCUUCUACGAGUCCAGGCCUUCCAAAUGGCUCAAUGGCAGGAAGGCCAUCGUCCCCUGCGCCAACAUCCUCGGCGGCGGGUCCUCCAUCAACUUUAUGAUGUACACUCGUGCCUCGGCCUCCGACUACGAUGACUUCCAGGCCAAGGGUUGGACCACCAAGGAGCUUCUCCCCUUGAUGAAGAAGCAUGAGACGUACCAGCGUGCUGGUCAUAACGACCUCCACGGUUUCGAGGGCCCAAUCAAGGUCUCCUUUGGGAAUUACACGUACCCCGUGAAGGAGGAUUUCCUCCGAGCUGCUGAGUCCCAGGGCAUUCCCACCGUCGAUGAUCUCCAGGACCUUACCACUGGCCAUGGCGCUGAGCAUUGGCUCAAGUGGAUCAACCGGGAUACCGGCCGUCGAAGUGACAGCGCUCACGCCUAUAUCCACGCCACACGGGCCAAGCACUCGAACCUCUACCUGGCCUGCAACACCAAGGUCGACAAGGUCAUUAUUGAGAAUGGGCGUGCUGUUGGAGUAAAGACUGUCCCCAUGAAGCCUCUUGACCCAAGAGAGCUUAAGGGAAGGACCUUUAGGGCCCGCAAGCAGAUUGUCGUCUCCGGCGGAACUCUGUCUUCCCCAUUGAUCCUCCAGCGAUCUGGUGUCGGUGACCCGGCCAAGCUCCGCAAGGCUGGUGUCCAGCCCAUCGUCGACCUUCCUGGUGUUGGUCUGAACUUCCAGGAUCACUACCUCACCUUCUCCGUCUACCGCGCGAAGCCAGAGACGGAGAGUUUCGACGACUUUGUUCGAGGUGACCCCGAGGUCCAGAAGAGAGUCUUUGACGAGUGGAACAUCAAGGGAACUGGUCCCCUUGCCACCAAUGGAAUUGAUGCCGGUGUGAAGAUCCGCCCUACAGCCAAGGAACUCAAGGACUUUGAGAGCUGGCCGACCCCUCAUUUCACUGAGGGCUGGAAGUCGUACUUUGAGCAAAAGCCCGACAAGCCCGUGAUGCACUACUCGGUCAUCGCCGGCUGGUUCGGUGACCACAUGUUGAUGCCCCCCGGCAAGUUCUUCACCAUGUUCCACUUCCUCGAGUACCCCUUCUCUCGUGGAUCGACCCAUAUCACCUCGGCCGACCCAUAUGCCGUCCCCGACUUCGAUGCCGGCUUCAUGAACGACGAGCGCGACAUGGUCCCCAUGGUCUGGGGCUACAUCAAGUCCCGCGAGACAGCCCGCCGCAUGGACGCGUACGCCGGCGAGGUGGCCAACAUGCACCCGUUCUUCAACUACGACUCCCCCGCCAAGGCCCUCGACCUCGACCUGCCGACCACCAACAAGUACGCCCUGCCCGGCAACCUGACCGCGGGUAUCCAGCACGGCAGCUGGACGCAGCCCCUCUGCGAGGCUGAGAAGAAGAGCGACGUCAACAUCGUCUCCAGCAACAAGGCCAGUGUCCGCGAGGAGCUCAAGUACAGCACGGAGGAUAUCAAGGCCGUCGAGGAGUGGGUCAAGCGCCACGUCGAGACCACAUGGCAUUCCCUGGGUACUUGCUCGAUGGCUCCUAAGGAGGGCAACAGCAUCGUCAAGCACGGUGUGCUCGAUGAGAGACUGAAUGUCCAUGGCGUCAAAGGACUCAAGGUCGCCGAUUUGAGUAUCUGCCCCGACAAUGUCGGCUGCAACACAUAUUCCACCGCCCUUUUGAUCGGUGAGAAGGCUGCUCUGCUGGUCGCUGAGGAUCUCGGCUAUUCUGGCAGCGACCUGGAUAUGAAGGUCCCCACGUAUCAUGCGCCGGGAGAGUUUGUCCUCAACUCCCGCCUGUAA
Messenger RNA from Clonostachys rhizophaga, 2004 nucleotides. NCBI's taxonomy places the organism in Eukaryota, Fungi, Ascomycota, Sordariomycetes, Hypocreales, Bionectriaceae. The record is from the annotation of a GenBank genome assembly.